CGGGAACGCGGUGACAGCGACUGUCGCGCUGGUGCUGGCGCGGCACCACCCGCAGUUCCCGAUUCCCUCUCACCCUACCCUGUUUCCAGCGGCCUGAGCUCCUUCCGGCAGCGACACUGAGCUCUUCGCCAAGCGAAUCCUUGGAGAGAUUGUCUCUCCGAAAAGUCGAUCUUGCAGUUCGUUGAAAGGGAAAGACUGACUGGGCUCUUCACCAACUGAGCCCUUGCAGAGAACUGCCUUUGAAGAUCACUCGUGUCCUUUAUUGGAAGGCAAAAGUACUGUGUCUGGUUCUGAGACCUUCACUGCAGCAAAGAUUCUCCCUCCCCAAACUUGGUCCAGGGAGGGGGAACACAGCUGAUGCAGAGUCUAGAGGUGAGCUGAGACACAGUUACUGGUAGGACUUAUCCACCCACAACAUCCUUCAGAAUGGAUUCUGGAUUCCAGAGGAGAGAGGUGCUAGCUCGCCCUCUUAGGCCGAGAGAGGCUGAGAAGCCUGAGCGUCUGACCAUUUUUGACUUCAGGAAGGUGGGUCUCAGGUUCAGGAAGAAGCCGGACAGCCCUCAGGAGGCAAAGCUGCCCAAGACUGCCCUGCACCUAGGCACAAGUGAGAGCUCCAAUUACAAGUUCUCAUCACCUGAUCAGAACAAGACCUUGCUUGAGCCUUGCCCAUCUGAGCUGGUGUUUCAGAACUAUGUCCUCGGCGAGGUCUGUGAAAUGCCCCUGCUUCUGAGGAAUAGAGACAAGGUUACUCAGCUGGUGAAGGUCACCAUGGACAGCUCACCUUAUUUCAAGUUGGUCGGCCCCAAUGGUGUGUGCCAUCAGAUACCACCGGGCUCAUUUUGUACUAUAAACAUCCUUUUCAUCCCUGAUGGGAGCAAGGAUCAUUUCCACCAGCUUGUCUGCAUCAGUGAAAGGGAAAAGGUCUCUGUGCCAAUCCGAGCCAUUGGUGCCCGCCCAGUCUUGGACUUCCCUGACCAGCUGGACUUCUCGUCGUGUCCAGUCAACCACAGCACCCAGAAGACUCUGCUGGUUCACAACACUGGGAACCUGGAAGCCUGUUACAGCUUCAGCACUGAGAGCCCUUUCACUGUCGGUCCAGCCACUGGAACCCUCGAUGCUGGUGAAGCCAUGCAAGUGACAGUGGAAUAUCACCCGCUGGAGACCGGGCACCAUUCCACAUCCCUGGCAGUACACUGUGACAGAGGUUCAGGAACCCCAUUCAGUCUUCAUAUAAAAGCUGCUCUGUACUUUUAG
Pseudopipra pipra is the source of this 1254-nucleotide messenger RNA. Its product is annotated as hydrocephalus-inducing protein homolog. The record is from RefSeq and is a predicted model, not a curated record. NCBI's taxonomy places the organism in Eukaryota, Metazoa, Chordata, Aves, Passeriformes, Pipridae. The transcript has 9 exons. Gene Ontology annotation, cellular component: axoneme. Bases 427 to 1254 code for a protein of 275 amino acids. Gene Ontology annotation, biological process: cilium movement; axonemal central apparatus assembly.